Messenger RNA from Laetiporus sulphureus 93-53, 1140 nucleotides. RefSeq names its product NAD(P)-binding protein. Lineage: Eukaryota; Fungi; Basidiomycota; Agaricomycetes; Polyporales; Laetiporaceae. The record is from RefSeq and is a predicted model, not a curated record. The transcript is spliced from 8 exons. The coding region runs from base 1 to 1140 and encodes 379 amino acids. Gene Ontology annotation, molecular function: nucleotide binding.
AUGUACUCUCUCAUCCGUCGUUUACUCAAGACUACCAACCCACCCGUGGUGGAGAAGUCUGCCAACCCCCUGCGUUUUGGUGUCAUAGGCGCCUCGCAGAUUGCUCCCCAUCAGAUUAUAAGGCCGGCAAGAUGCCACGAAGAUGCAGUCGUCUUGGCCGUCGCGGCUCGAAGCAAGGAGCGCGCUCUGGAAUACAGCCGCACUUGGAACAUUCCGAAGGUAUACGGUGGACCGAACGGGUACCAAGAAUUAUUAGAUGACGCAGAAAUCGAUGCUGUAUAUAUCGGCCUUCCAAAUUCCUUGCAUUACGAAUGGACGAUGAAGGCGAUAGCAGCUGGCAAACACGUGCUUUGCGACAAACCCAUCGCUAGCAACGAGACUGAAACACGAAAGGUGUUUGCCUUAGCUGAGGAGAAGAAUCUUGUGCUGUUGGAAGCUUGGCAACCUCGAUUCCAUCCAGCGCUUCAGCGAGUAAAAGAGAUAAUCGACGAAGGUUCUCUCGGAGAGAUCGUGAAGAUGUAUUCCCAUUUCGGUCUCUGGGGUAAUGUGCUGUUCAAGAAGGAUGAUAUUCGAUUUGACUACAAACUUGGCGGUGGCGUACUUAUGGACAUGGGCCCAUAUCCGAUCAAUUCCAUGAUGUAUCUCGCGUCGUCUAAGCCUACGGUGCAGUCCGCCGAGGCAACCUGCAUGUCUGAGAAUGUCGACAAGAGGAUGGAGGCACAACUGCUCUUUGGCGACUCCUUACCUGCGACGAUCAUCGUCGACUUUUCGCCGGAAGGCUGGGGUCCAUUCAAGCUUUUCCCGCAGUUUGUCAAACUCACAUUGAGAGUCGAAUGCGAGAACGGUGCUAUCGAACUGUGGAACUACCCAUUGCCGCAUCUGUUUCAUUCCAUCACUGUCAUCCCGAAGAAUGGCAAAUCCCGGGUGGAGAAGGCGUACAAGCCUAAAGAAGGGAAGGGAGAGGAAUGGUGGUCCGCGUAUCGGUAUCAACUAGAGGCAUUCGUCGACACAGUACGUGGGCGCUCUCCUCAAGCCUGGAGGACAGCAGAGGAUUCGAUCAACGCUAUGCAUGUCAUUGACACCAUCUAUUCGAAGAGCGGCCUCUCAUUGCGACUAACUUCGCAGUACCAACCUGAAUGA